Messenger RNA from Pyrus x bretschneideri (Chinese white pear), 2133 nucleotides. Its product is annotated as MLO-like protein 3. Lineage: Eukaryota; Viridiplantae; Streptophyta; Magnoliopsida; Rosales; Rosaceae. Gene Ontology annotation, biological process: defense response. Bases 209 to 1846 code for a protein of 545 amino acids. Gene Ontology annotation, cellular component: membrane. The record is from RefSeq and is a predicted model, not a curated record. The transcript is spliced from 14 exons.
AUCAAUAUAUAUAGCUGAAAUUUGCAUAACAUGUUAUGGGAAAUGAAUCAUAGUGUGGAAAGAAAACAAUUUCCAAUUCUCAAAACUUCGUUCCAAAAAGUCUGCGUUCUUCCCGUCCCAUUAUUUGAAGAAAAGAGGACAGAAGAAGAACAAAUAUCACAUAAAAGACCAAAAAGGAGAAGAAGAAGAAGAGAAAUUCAAGGCAGUCAUGGCAGGAGACUCCAAAGGCGCCUCUCUGGAAUACACUCCGACAUGGGCACUCGCCACCGUUUGCUUUUUCUUCAUCUUCACCUCCCUUGUCAUCGAGCACUCCAUCCAUCUCCUUGUCAACUUUCUCAGAAGGCACAGGAAAACUGCCUUGAUGGACGCGGUUGAGAAGCUCAAAUCAGAGUUGAUGCUUAUGGGAUUUGUGUCACUUUUGCUGGCAAUAACCCAAAAUUCGAUAUCUAAAAUCUGUAUAUCUGCAAAGGUGGGAAACAUCAUGCUUCCAUGUCGCAGAAAUGAGACAACCAAAAAAGAAGAUGUCGAGAAAUUUGUGACUGUGAAUAAGAUUGUGACAAACUUUUCGACCGGUGCAAAUAGUUUGUAUGAUGAAAUACUAAGGCAAAUAUCAGUGCAUAGGCGACUUGCAGAGGACGAUGCAGAUGCUACAGGUUCUUGCGGUGAGGGAAAAUUACCUUUCAUGACGAAAGAUGCUCUUCAUCAGCUUCACAUACUUAUUUUUGCGCUGGCGGUUAUGCAUAUUGUGUAUAGUGUUCUUACCAUGGCUUUGGGGAGGGCCAAGAUGACGCGCUGGGAAGCUUGGGAGCAAGAAACUCGAACAAUGGAGUACCAAGUUGAGAAUGAUCCCAACCGGUUCAGGAUUACCAGGCAAACAACAUUUGGAAGAAGGCACAUGAAUUCUAGUUCAGAAACGUCAUUUCAUCUGUGGAUGAGAUGUUUUUUGAGGCAAUUCCAUAACUCAGUGGCAAAAGUUGACUACAUCACCAUGAGACAUGGCUUCAUAGCGGCUCAUUUGCCAAGCAGGCAAAGCUUUGAUUUCCAAAAAUACAUACAGCGAUCUUUGGAGGAAGAUUUCAAGAUCAUGGUUGCAAUCAGCCCCUUAAUGUGGUUUGCAGUAGCAAUUCUCAUGCUCCUCGACGUGUAUGGUUGGUAUGUAUAUCUCUGGCUUUCCUAUGUUCCACUCUUGGUCGUUCUGGUUCUAGGAACCAAACUUCAGUAUAUCGUUGCAAAAAUGGCUCUUCAAAUUAAAGAUCAGAACAGUGUGAUCGUCGGAACACCACUUGUGCGAGUAAACGACGAUCUCUUCUGGUUCAGGAAACCUAGAUUUGUCUUGGUGCUGCUACAUUAUACUCUAUUUUUGAAUGCAUUUGAGCUGGCCUUCUUCAUUUGGGUUACAAUCCAAUUCGGGUUCACAUCGUGCUACCACGAGCACACUGUGGUCAUUAUUACGAGGAUUUUCUUAGCGGUGGCUACUCAAGUCCUCUGCAGCUACAUCACUCUUCCUCUCUAUGCACUUGUCACACAGAUGGGUUCACAGUUCAAGGGUAAGAUUAUGGAAGAUAACAUGGCAGACAUUUUAAAGCAAUGGCAUGCUGAGGUGAGGAAUAGAAGGAGAAAGGAACAACAAACUCCGCAAUCAGCAAGAACAUCUUUCUCCACCGAUUGGAGCUCCGUGAGGAAUAGCCUUUCAGAAAUGCCUUCUUAUAUAAGAAGGGUUUUCAAACCAGAUGAACCAGCUGAAAGCAGUGUCCAGUUGUCUAACAGAGGGAAUGUACAAGACGAGAUAGUAGAACAAGAGGGAAGCUCAAGGGGUUAUAGAAGAAAUGGGGAUUAUGGGGCUUGAGUAGAAUCAGAAAGCUGUAAUUAGUAUAUACAGAAAAUUACAGGGAAAUACACGUCAAUCAUCAUAGUAUAGGGAUGAGACUUCUCCUAUUGCUUGUAAAUUGAAAAACCAUUACCAUGUUUGGUUUCUAGUAUUGAAUUGGAUAGGAUGACUGAUUGGCAACAAGGUAUGUUGUCAAAUCUAGUGAGUUAUCCAAUGCGAACCAAUCAUAGGGAUCAAACUUCGUCUAACUUUAAUUUGCACUGUAUCUCUAUACAAAGUAGUUUAGGAACUUGAAUUAUUCUUUA